CAAAUGACUCCUCCCACCACGCUGACCCACAGGGGGUCCUCAGACUCCGGACCCCCAGACUCAAACUGCAGCGACAUCACCUUCUUGCGGGAAGAUGGAGACCCGGUGGUGAGCUCGCUGAUGUUCACAGCGGGCGUGGUGGGCAACAUGGUGGCCCUGGCCAUCCUGGGGGUCCACCGGAAAGAGCUGCGCACCAAGACCUCCUCGUUCUGCAUCCUGGUGACGGGGCUGGCCAUCACGGACCUCUUGGGCACCUGCAUCCUUAGCCCCGUGGUCUUCGUGGCCUACUCACGCAACGCCACCUUGCUGGGCAUGGUGGGCGGCAGGCGCUGGCUGUGCGACCUCUUCGCCUUCGCCAUGAUGUACUUCAGCCUGGCCGCCAUGAUGGUCCUUUGUGCCAUGGCGGUGGAGCGGUGCCUGGCCAUCAGCUACCCCUACUUCUACUCGCAGCACAACAUCCGCCGGUGGACCAAGUUCUCCCUGCUCUUCAUCUACGCCUUCGGCACCUUCUUCUGCGCCUUGCCGUUCUUGAACGUUGGGAAAUACAAGCAGUACUGCCCGGGGACUUGGUGCUUCGUCCACAUGGAUAAGCGUCACGACGCAGCCUUUUCUCUGUCCUACGCCACCUUCACGGCCCUCCUCAUCCUCGCCAUCUUCCUUUGCAAUGCCUUCGUCAGCAUCAGCUUGUGCCAGAUGUACCUCAAGCAGAAGGCCCGCCGGCGCGGCUCCAUCAACGUGGCCCAGCGCCGGCGCAAGAGCUGGUUCAGCCGAGGGGAGGAAGAGGUGGACCACCUGAUCUUGUUAGCGCUCAUGACCGUCAUCUUCGUCAUCUGCUCCUUGCCUCUCACGAUCCGAGCCUACAUUGGUGGCAUCUCCCCAGACGGUGACGAGAAGCAAGACAUGCUCGCCUUCCGCCUCAGCGCCCUCAACCCUAUUGUGGACCCCUGGCUAUUCAUCAUUUUCCGUAACUCUGUCUUCCGAAGCAUCCGAGACUUCUUCUGCUGCCGGCUGGGCUGGCUGUCUUUGCCCCGGACACGGAAGGCUUCGGACAAGGUUGGAAUGCAAGACGGCCCCUCUUUCCAAGGCAACUGUGUCUGCUGAGAGCAGAAGUCUCCCUCAGUCACCAGGACGGUUUGGGCUGGGUUCCCUGCUCCGGAGUAGGGACCAUGGAUGAAGAUGAGGAGGAGAAACGACAUCCCUCCCUUGCACCAUCUCAAGAAGACUGCCGAAUUUGUUGGGCUGCUCCAACUUCUAAGGCACAGAUCAGAUCGGCUUGUGGUUGUAAGAGGUGGGAAGUCAAUGAGAGCUCUUUGGCCACAAGGGGUCCUGGGGGCUUCUCCAGCAGGGAGGCCCUCUGCGGGAAUGCACAGCUUGGUUUUUCAUCUUCAGCCCCCCCUAAAGGGAUGCUAGGAAAGGAGAUGAGAAGCCAAGAUUCAAAGGGCCCUCCGAUUCCCCUGCAAAGGGGAGGGAGGGAAAGGGUGUGAAUGCACGGGGAUUAAGGUGCAUUGGCUGCUGUGAUUGGGACGGCCUGGCCCACCUGCAUCUCAAACAGCCCCCACACCUGGUGCUAUUGAGUGCAUCCAGGUACCAAAAGGGGGAGCAGUUACAAAGGGUGUGUGACUCUUCCACUCUUUGGUGCCAAUUGCUUUCAAAACACAGGAUGUGAGUGAUUUUUGAAGUGUUACUGUGAAUCACUGAAAUUGUAAAAAUAAAGGACGAGUUUGGGGAGGGAUGAGUCUGGACUCCCCCCACCCCCACUCCAAAUAUAUGGAUCCUCCUAGCCAAGGGUGUGUGUAUUUUGCACCUUUCCUGACAUUGUGCACUGCUGUGGCAAAACUGAUGCAAGGAGCCAGCAUGAUGGAGCAGUUGACAUGUCAGGAUAGGACCAAGGAGAUGUGGGUUCCAAACGCCACUCUGCCAUGAAGUUCAAUGCAUAACCCUGAGCAAGUCACAUCUUGGUUGAGCCUACCUUUUAGGGUUGUUGUGAGGAUGACAGAGAGGAGAUCCAUAUGCUCUGCUCUUUGGUGGAAUUGGUGGGACAAAAAUAUGGCACAAGUAUCCUGGAGAUCUUAGGAGAUAGUAUGAAAGUGGACCAAAAGAGGUACAUGUGUACACACACACGCACGCGCACGCACACACACACACACGCACACA
Eublepharis macularius is the source of this 2154-nucleotide messenger RNA. RefSeq names its product prostaglandin I2 receptor (gene PTGIR). Gene Ontology annotation, molecular function: prostacyclin receptor activity. Bases 4 to 1101 code for a protein of 365 amino acids. Gene Ontology annotation, cellular component: plasma membrane. Gene Ontology annotation, biological process: inflammatory response; positive regulation of cytosolic calcium ion concentration; adenylate cyclase-activating G protein-coupled receptor signaling pathway. The record is from RefSeq and is a predicted model, not a curated record. NCBI's taxonomy places the organism in Eukaryota, Metazoa, Chordata, Lepidosauria, Squamata, Eublepharidae. The transcript has 2 exons.